Molecule: messenger RNA, 984 nt
Organism: Fusarium sp. VM40
Lineage: Eukaryota; Fungi; Ascomycota; Sordariomycetes; Hypocreales; Nectriaceae
Source: the annotation of a GenBank genome assembly
AUGGUAGAAACAGACUCAUCCGCCCCAUCAGUCCAGUCCCUCACAGUUUCUACUCCGUCAGGGGAUCUCGAGCUGUUGAGCUGUUGCCCUUCAACCGACAAACAAAAACCUCCGAUACUGUGUUUACACGGCGCCUUCUGCUCUGCUGAAGAUUACAGAAAUUUUCUUCCAUUCUUUGCAUCUCACGGGUUUCCCGCUUAUUCGCUUUCUAUACGCGGUCAUGGAAAAUCAUGGUCAAUGUCAUGGAUGACAAGAACUUUGCUCACCACGUUGGACCACUACGUCGCAGACAUUAUUGCAACAGCUGGUUUCAUCACGGAUCGACAUCCCGAGGCGCCACCUAUGGUUCUUGUUGGACACUCCUUCGGCGGUGGACACAUGCAGUAUCUUCUUGCGCAUCAGGACCAGAACAGCCCUUCGACUGUCAAAUUCGGUGCCUUGGUUCUUCUGGCAGCUGCACCGCUGUCUGGAGGCGGAAAGGAAAUCAUGGCCAACUGGGAGAAAGUCGAGGCUCCCGACGGCUACAAAUAUCCCUGGAGUCCUCGCUCACAACUUGAUACGCCAGAACAAGUCCGUACAGCAUUCUUCCAGUCAGACACAAAAGCAGAGGUCAUUGAGCGAUGGCUUUCAGAAUGCAAGACGGCAAAUGAGGGGAUUCGCACGGGGCUCAGCGUGUUUUGGCCGUUUGGACAAGCAGUUGAUGUGCUGAAGAGUCUUGUGGGAUUGGAGAGUAAUCCUGGUCAAACGCGCAAAGUUCUGCUUAUUUCAGCCUCGGAGGAUCGAUUGGUGACGCCUGAUGCGGUUGAGGAGAAUACAAGAGCUUAUGAGGCAGCGCUGGAGGGGGCAUCGGCUGUGGAUGUUGAUGAGGUGGUGAAAAGUGUCUCGAUACCUGGAUCAGCUCACCACUUGAUGAUGGAUCUUGCUUGGGAGGACUGUGCCGGUCGCAUUGUAGCUUGGAUCGAGGGACGAAGCUUGGGGCUUUGA